This is a messenger RNA of Platichthys flesus (European flounder), 1689 nucleotides long. RefSeq names its product cold inducible RNA binding protein a (gene cirbpa). Gene Ontology annotation, biological process: positive regulation of mRNA splicing, via spliceosome. The record is from RefSeq and is a predicted model, not a curated record. Gene Ontology annotation, molecular function: RNA binding. The transcript is spliced from 7 exons. NCBI's taxonomy places the organism in Eukaryota, Metazoa, Chordata, Actinopteri, Pleuronectiformes, Pleuronectidae. The coding region runs from base 184 to 801 and encodes 205 amino acids. Gene Ontology annotation, cellular component: spliceosomal complex.
UAGGUGGCGCUGUAGAGUCGCCGUGUUAGGUGUCGAAUUUCGCAGAAGAAGAGAGCUGGGUGAGCGCUGAAAAGCGGAGCGCCGCUUCCAUUCUCCCUCAUUCGACCUGCAGCUCCGCUGAUCGUCCUUCCACUCCUGACAUAGAAACGGUGUUGUUGGUGUGUUUUUUAACUACACAUAAAAAUGUCGGACGAAGGUAAAUUAUUCGUCGGAGGACUGAGCUUCGAGACCAACGAGGAGUCUCUCAGUGCGGCCUUCGGCAAAUAUGGAAACAUGGAGAAAGUCGACGUGAUCCGAGACAAAGAGACCGGAAGAUCUCGUGGCUUCGGCUUUGUUAAGUACAACAACGCAGAGGACGCCAAAGAUGCAUUGGAGGCAAUGAACGGCAAGACUCUCGAUGGCAGAGCGAUUCGCGUUGACGAAGCGGGAAAGGGAGGUGGACGCCAGAGGACUGGCUUUGGUUCAGCACCACGAGGUGGCCGAUUCACAAACUCCAGGGGGGGGAGGGGCGGUCGAGGGUACUCCAGAGGAGAAGAUAAUUUCGGUGGAAGUGGUGGCUUCAAUGGCGACAGGGGAUAUGGGGACAGGAGCUACAGUGACAGAAGCUUUGGUGGUGGUGGCGGCGGAGAGAGGAGCUUUGGUGGCAGCAGCGGUGGUGGCGGCUACAGGAGUGGCGGAUACUCAUCAGGAGGCGGCGGCGGUGGCGGCGGCGGCUACAGAGAAAAUAGGGGUCAGAGUGGAUAUGGCGAUCGCUCUGGUUCCUACCGUGAAGGAUAUGACAGCUAUGCUACAAACGAGUAAACGUCUCCCUGAUUCAAGAUCAUCACUUGGCUGGCUGUAUUUCAAAGAUGCGCUCCUCAAGAAAAAUGUCCACGUGUUAUUGCUGACCUUAGUUUUGUAGUUCUGUUGUAGUAGCUCAAUUAUCUUAAAACAAUGUAGCCAUGAGUUUUGGUCAUUCCUUAACAACCCAUGUUAUAAAUUGCAGUUCCAGACUCUAACCAUGCUUGAUUGGGCAUCUUUUAUUCCUCCAAAAGACCGUAACUAAAGGGCAUCUCUGUAAUCUGAUAAGUACUAUAUCCCAUUUUGGGGAUCAGACAGCUCUCCACAUGGCUCUUGUUGAACAGCCACUACAGUCGCUGUAGACUCCUUGUCCAGCACAUUUAGUGUUUCCUGAUAUGAUUCUGAGUUUUUUUUUUAUUGAAAUAUCUGACCUUUUUGUUUUUGUACUUCAUUUCCCUUCUCAGUCUCUGACUCGACUACCACUUGUCAGGAUUUGGACUGAGUGAGAAGAGAUCCCUUAACUGUAGAACAGACCGGGGAUUUGAUGCUAAAUUCCUUUUUACUAUCAAACCUAGUUUAGCUGAGGCUCCUGUGUGUUCAAUUUCCCAAAAGAGUGAAUUCCUUUCAGACUGGUGAACUACACAUCCGAAGUGGCCGGCUGUUCAUGAAGUUGCAAAUUGCAGCAUGCUACAGUCUGUCCAAGGUAUCUUCUGUGCUCAACAUCUGCAUUUUAAAUGUGCUGUAAAAUGGACUAAUCUUGUUUAAGUGAUCGAAAAAUGUACCUUCGUUUCCCCAAAGUAAUAUCUCAACCGGGAACAGUUUUGUACUUUAUGUUCUUUGUAUGAUCAACGUUUUUUUUCUUUGUCAGUUUGGCUUCAUGGAGCCUAUUAAACAGACUGUGGAAAAUAA